Molecule: messenger RNA, 8160 nt
Organism: Athalia rosae (coleseed sawfly)
Lineage: Eukaryota; Metazoa; Arthropoda; Insecta; Hymenoptera; Athaliidae
Gene: Cngl
Exons: 9
Coding region: 2541-6818 (1425 amino acids)
Biological process (GO): monoatomic ion transport; transmembrane transport
Cellular component (GO): membrane
Molecular function (GO): monoatomic ion channel activity; protein-containing complex binding
Source: RefSeq, a predicted model, not a curated record
UGGGGGUCUUGCUGGCAGAGUACGAAGAGCGCGUCGUGAACCGAGACCAACCCUCGCGAACCCUCGUCUCGUAACCGAGGGGCCAGUGACUUUCGUAUAAUAUUGUAACACGUGCGCGAAUAAAGUUUAAUUAACAAUUACAUAAUUGAUAAAUGAAUUAAUUGAUUAAUUAAUUGAAGAAAAUAAUACCGCGACGACGAACGUUAUACACGUACUGUAUAUUUUUCUCAUUUCUGCAGAUCAAAUUUCGUUUCAUCAAAACGAAAAAAAAAAUAAAAAUGAAAUUUUCAUCCACCCCCAGCUGCUCUUGUUACUUUACAUCUCCACGGAUCCAAGGAUCUUAAAAAUUCUAUCGGCGAUCCCACGUCUGUCCGUCCGCUUCAGUUGUGACGAAGGUUGAAAACACUUUGCUGAUCAUCGAGUAUAAAUAUUGCAUAAAACAUCGGAAUUACUUCAGUUGUAUGUCUCAAAAUAGAAAGAGGUAAAGAAAGAAGCGCCAAGAGUUAUAAAUUCAAAUUUUAAUGAAAAAAAGUGUUGUCAGUGACGUUGAACGGAUUCAAGUGCCGGUGUUGAAUGUAAUUUAGAGAAAGACUGUAUUAGAUUCGGUUUAGAAUUUAUUACCGUGUAACGAGUUUGGUGAACGAGUGUACGGUUAGAUUACGUUUGCGCGUGAACAUCUACCGUAAGCUUGAAACGAAUUGAUUCGACAAUUUAAUUUGCCGAUAGAUCAAGUUUAUUGAUAUCAACGGUAAGAUAAACCGUGCAGUAAGCCCGGGGAGGACGAGGGUGAUAUUUCGUCCAAUUUAAUCGAACGAAGGGGCGGAAAUUUUUCCCAACUUUCGGGAUACACGCUGUAAUAAAGUACACGGCGAUAUUACCGAGUAAGUGGUCUCUCCCUACACUCAUUUCUGCUCCAUGAUAUCCGAAAAAACGAUAAAGACAGCUCAAUCUUCGUCAAGAAUUUCUUAAACUCUCACCGACGACUUCGUAGCGAAACUGCGGGUUCAGCUCUUACAAUGGAAGCGAAUUAUAUCGUAAAACACUAAACGCUCGAUGUUCUUCUAGGAGGGGAGUCAACGAAACUAAGGCGGAGAUCCCGACAGACAGCGGAUAGAGCUGAGCGGACCUGUCGGGGUGAACUUCGAUUUCGUUUCAUUUCCUACUGUUUUUUCUCUCGUUUCCUUCCGGUGUGUUUCAUUCGGGGGAACGUUUCGGGGAUAUGAAGAGAUUCGGAGGAGAUCCGGUGUACACAGAUAUAUUUAUGCAUAUGGUUGAAUUGCCUGGAAACCCCGCUAGUUAAAUCGUAUUACAAAUCAUUUGGCCGGCAAAUGCAAAUAGGUUUCUUAUAGAAUUUAUGAUAAUAUAUAAUCCAGUUACGGCGAGUAUAGACCAUUACAAGUAUAGCUGGUCUAGGCGACAGACCUAAGGCUUACUGAAUGUUAGAACCUAAACUAUGCCGUGGGAGGCCAUAAUCCACUUAUGCUGUGAACGCUUAGCGGUGUACUAACCAUUCGAACAAGUUCCUUUGCUGGAUUCUUUCACCGUCAUCAUGACAAGAAAGAAACUAUCUGUCUUGAAGAUAGCCUCAUCGUUGUCGUUGGCAUUAGUGAAUUAAUCUGGAAUCGUUGGUGCGAUGUGAUUAUUUCUACGAGAGUUCCCCGUUAUUUUUCGUUUUUCGUCGACUAUGAAAAGGGCUGUUUUAUCAUUUCUUUUUUCAAAGGCAGAAAAAACCUGUAACGAACUACAGGCCUGUUCGCAGUCUUGCCCUGUUAUAAAUCGUCACGCGGACCAGAUGUCACAAGUACUCGAUAACAACGUCGAACGAAAUACCGAUUCGAUUUCCAUGCAAUAACUCGAAGUAAGAAAAAAUUCUUACGCCCGAUCGCAAGAGCAGAGAUACUCUGGUCUCACGAACCAAACCGGGCUAGCACGGUGGCGUAAGGGCAUUCGAAUACGGAGGAAAGAUCGAAGACUUUCCGAAUCUUCUGCGGGAAAGCCUCCCCUACAACGCGCUACAGGAUAUAAGGAGUAUCGCCUAAAAUAAAUAUAUGAUCGGUAUAAUCGCUGGUACUUUGUAUAGCUUCUGUAACCCCGGGACUCGAUUUAAAGUGAAAAGCAUUUGGCGAACAGGCGACGACGACAAUCGGUACCAGGUGAAAGGAACUCUUUAUUUUUCCACGUGAAAAGGUCCUAUUAACGACUAAGAAUACAGUGAAAAUUGCCUCCGCCUCAAACGCGAACAGCUUUUCGAUCCGCGACUUAUCGCCAAAAACCGCUUUUCGAUAUCGAGGUACGGCCAGAGCCAACGACUCGCCUGCACCCCGGCUCCAACCGAUUCUUCCCCCUCUUCUUCUUCGUCUUCUUCUUCUUCUUCUUCUUCGUCUUCGUCUCCGUAUUCUUCUUCUACUUCUACGUUUUUCGCCACCCUUCUUCGAAGUAACGAUAUUAUCGAGGAGCUGGGAACCCCCGGAGAAGAUGUCCCUGCACAACACGCACAACGGGCACUACCCGCCCAUCACAUUGCACAGACGGGAGGAGACAUGAAAUUAUCCGUAUCCGCAUAUCGAGCCCAGGCCAGCGCUCACAAAAAAAUAUUGUGCAGCUAUCAGCACCAGCUGAGCUACGGUGCUACCAGCCAGGCAAGCGGGGGCCCCCGCACUCCGUCCGACCCAGCAGCCGGCCUACCGCAAUUCAAGGUGGAACGGGCGAAGGACGAAACGGGCCGGGCGGGCGGGCUGGCCCCACCAUCUGUCUACGGUCACAAUCCUGGAGUAUCAGGUUCUGGGUCAGGGUCUGGCUCCAAGAUGGUUCUGGGGCCAGAUUCCGGAAGCAGCGCGCCAUCAUCAGUCCCCCAUUCCCUGGCAACUUCGCGAGACGACGAAGACGACGAUGAUGAGGACAGCAGCUCUCGUAGGCACGGGGGUUCGAGGUAUUCAAAAAGGUACAACCUGCACCGGCGGCCUUCGCUACAGAAAUCCAUGAGCAACGGUUUCGGUGCGACGUCAACUUCAAACUCAUUGGAUAGCGCGGGGGAAGCAGCAGGUGCUGAAGCUGCAAAACGACCCCGAAGUACUCGAGGUUCUCAAAAAUGGAGCAACGUACGCGCGGUGAUGACGCUUUAUUCGUCGCUUCGUAAGAUCAAGAGAACGAAAAGUAAUCAACGGUGGAUGAAACUCCGGACUACCGUUCAGCUAUCAUCGGCGAUAUCGACGAUUCAAAAGAAGCCUCCAUUAAAACGCGAAGAUUCAUUUCUAAAGCGAUUCUCGACCCGUCAGAUACCGGAGAGUCAAGAAACUUUGGACACCGCCGAAGGUGAAGGCGAUGCGACCGACGACAAGGAUUCAGGGAGGCGACGGCGAAGACCUCGUAGGCCUCAACGACCUCCAAAGACCGUUGUGAAUCCCGACGAGAACUUUUAUUAUUAUUGGUUGAUGCUUUUAUCGACCUGUGUUCUUUAUAAUUUGUGGACACUUAUAGUAAGACAAAGUCUACCGGAACUUCAGGCACUCGCACCUGCGGCCUGGUUGGCGUGUGACGGAUUUACAGAUAUUGUUUUUUUUCUCGACGUUGGUGUACAGUUCAGAACGGGAUAUUUGGAGCAAGGACUUAUGGUGUAUAACAGUAAAAAGUUAGCAGGACAUUAUUUCAAAUCGAAGUCGUUUAUAUUAGAUCUUCUGGCGCUGCUACCGUUGGAUUUGUUGCAAGUGAAUCUCGGUAGUAAUCCAUUGUUAAGGUUUCCUAGAUUUUUAAAAGUGUAUCGAGUUUACGACUACUAUUACAUGGUGGAGUCGCGGACGGUGUAUCCAAAUUUUUGGAGAGUUUUAAAUCUAAUUCACAUUUUAUUGAUACUCGCUCAUUGGUUCGGCUGUUUCUAUUAUUUGUUAAGCGAAGCCGAGGGCUUCCAAGGCGACUGGGUAUACCCUUACAGGCCAGGGGAAUACGCAACUUUGACGAGAAAAUAUUUGGGAUCACUUUAUUGGUCUACCUUAACAUUGACCACCAUCGGCGACUUGCCCACACCAGAAACUAACGCCGAAUACGUCUUCACCAUUGUCAGCUACCUCAUCGGAGUGUUCAUAUUCGCAACCAUCGUUGGCCAAGUUGGAAACGUAAUAACGAACCGAAACGCCAAUCGUUUGGAGUUCGAAAGGCUCCUGGACGGAGCAAAGACUUAUAUGAGGCAUCAUAAAGUUCCAGGAGGAAUGAAACGGAGAGUUUUAAGAUGGUACGAUUACAGCUGGUCACGCGGAAGAAUUCAAGGUGGAGGCGACAUCAACACGGCUCUUGGAUUACUACCAGAUAAAUUAAAGACUGAACUCGCGUUGCACGUCAAUUUGUCCGUCCUAAAAAAAGUUACCAUUUUUCAGGAAUGUCAACCAGAAUUUCUUCAUGAUUUGGUUCUUAAAAUGAAGGCGUACAUUUUUACCCCCGGUGAUUCGAUAUGUCGAAAAGGUGAAGUUGCCAGGGAAAUGUUCAUCAUUGCUGAUGGAAUAUUGGAAGUUAUCAGCGAAACCGGAAGGAUACUGACAACUAUGAAAGCUGGCGAUUUCUUCGGAGAGAUCGGUAUCCUGAACUUGGACGGCCUGAAUAAGCGUACAGCUGACGUACGAUCAGUUGGUUAUUCGGAAUUGUUCAGCCUUUCUCGGGAAGAUGUUUUAGGAGCAAUGAAGGAUUACCCAGAGGCACAAGAAAUUCUACAAAACUUAGGUAGGAAACGUCUGAUGGAAGUUCAGAGAGUAGCUAGAGCCACGAGACAACCGACAUCCCCCGGGCAUGACUCAUCGGACAAUAGCACAGGGAAGAGGAUUGUUGACAAGUUGAAGAGUGACGUUAAAGGGCUUAAGAACGUCCUUCGCAAAAGUAGGCGAAACACCAGACCGGAGGAAAGUCUCGAAUUACAGCCGUUAGCACCAAAAGCUCCGAUGCUGAGACGCCAAACCAAAGUUGACGACACACACGAAAUAGCAGGAGGAAAUAACGAGCCACCUGUGUCUCCGAUCGGUGCAGGUUUACCGCUCUUGUCCAGAUUGAGGUUGCUGAAGGAGAAACAGGAAAGAGAGGAGAAAAAGAAUUUACUCGAGACACAAAAUGCCGCCGCAGAAGCACAGCCAACGCCAAUACCCGAAGCUCAAAAUCCCACGAACCAAAACCUACCAUUAUUACAAAGGAUACUUUUACUCAAAGCUAAAAACGAUCAAGAACCGCCACCCGACAAGGAAGCAUCCGCUAAGGAACCGUUACUUCCGAAGAAUUCGAUCCCGGAAGAAUCCAUCGAAGUGGAGCAGAACGAGGAGGUGGUUGAAACUACGGAUGCUGGGCCCUCAAAGAAAUCACCGACGGCGUCGACGGAAAGCGCUAUUAUGGGGGGUGUGAAAAAACCGUGGACUAUGCUGAAGGACGCAUCCUUAAAAACUCGAGAUACCAAUAAAGAUGUCGGUACGCCACAAGGCAGCCCUCCGGUGAGAAGGUUACAGCAGAAACAGAACCUUUUACAUAUACGACAACAAACUAAAAUGUAUGCUUCCGUUGACGAUCUGUCCCCCGAGUAUUGCGGGCUGCCUUUUGUUAAAAAGUUAAAAAUUUUGAACGAGAGACAGAAAUUGGCAGAGCUAGAAAAAGCUGUCAGAAGUUCGAGUUUGGAUUGUUCGGAACCAACGGAUAUUGAAUUCGACAGCAAUCUCACUAGAAGUCACUCCGAGGCGUGUGCCAUAGAAUAUGCAAGAAAACUAGCUAAAUUGAAUCAGGAUCGAGCAAACACUUUCCAAAAUCAGCUAUCACCUGAAAAUGAAACUUUAGAACGACGGAAUCUGAAAAGUAUUCUCAAAAAACUAUCGGCCGAAAGUAGGACAGGAAGUUCGGAAACCUCUACGAUGAGUAUUCCAGACAAGAAGACGGCAACUGCCGAAUUACGAAAACUAAUGCGAGCACCGACGAUCGAAGGAUACGCCGCAAGGCAUUCCAAGCUUUCCAAAAGUGUCACCUUCAAUAAAUACACUCUGCAGAGCCCGCCGUCUGAACAGCCGAAUGUCACGGGGAUCGGAGAUCAUCAACACUCUUUAGUUAUACCGGAACCGAAUCCACUCCUACCGCCUCCCAGUAAACUUAACUUCCGUCCAAUAACCAGUGGAAAUAUUCUACAAAUGGUUGCAGGACCACGGGAAGAAGAAUACCUCGGCGAACUAGUUUCAGGAAUUCGUGAAGUAAUUCAAGCUCGAUUAGAAGAUAUUCAAAGCAAAUUUGAACGUCAGUUUACUUCGUUGGAGUCAGAGAUUCGAAAACGGGACGAAAUUAUUUCUCAACUACAGGCAAGAAUUCUGGAAUUGGAACAUCGUGAAAUCCCGCACAUGGAUGAAUCUCGAGACAGCACGGAGCCAGACACAUCAAUGGAAGAAGAUAUAGCCGAAGACCACCCAUUUAUGCGCGAUGGAUCGGUAGACACUGUAUUGACAGCCCAGCCGCAACUCAGACGUUCGACAUCUUUGGCGCCGUCGUAUAACAGAAGAUCUUGGGAAGAUCAUUCGGAAGAAGAAACGCUGCAGUUGCAAGAUUUACCAAGAUCACUUAGCCCACAAUCAUUGUGGAGAGAUGACGUUAUCAUAGAUGUUGAAUUGAAUAAUGAAGCUUCGAGUAAUUCAGAGAGUAACAGGAAUCGAGAUUGUCGAAGCGACGACAGCGAAGAAGAUGAACGAAAUGACAUCGAUGACGACGACGACGACGAUGACGAGGACGACGUACAUAAUAAUUGGGAGGUGGCAAUGCUAGCUCAAGAAUUGGAGGCAAGGAGAAAAAGUAGCGAAGGAUCUAGUCCAGGUUCCUAGCCCAUCAAUGAAAUUUUAGAAGUAAUACAUUAUUAUACAAAUACAAUAAAUUCCAGAAAACAGCCAUGCUCUUUGAAACGGCGUAGUGCAGCUUUUUGCAAUGACAUUUAUCCUUGCGUGCGUUGCAAGGAUAAGCAUAAUUCUCCCGAAACUCUGCUUUGAGAAUUUUUUUUAAGGCAACAAAGAAAUUUACAUAGCUUUAAAAGUUGUCCUGUGAUUUGUAUAUUUUAGUAUCAUUAGAUAUAAUACCUAUAUGACACUUGUAUCUUUUCACAUGUACAGUGUCAAUCUUACGUGAAAAAACUAACAUUGUUUUCAAAACUAAUUGGGUCGAUAAAUCACCUAUUGCAAUUGCGAGUUAUUUAUUUACAAGCAUACCAUUGGGCGAAUACUUCGACACGUUUAUCCCCUCUGUGUGUAAUGUAUACCUAUGAACACGCAAGGUCAUGAAGAAUUCAUAAAACUUAUCGAAUAUUUAUCACGUAAUGUAUAAUGGUAUACGUACUACAUUCAUAUUCCUCUCCACGCAUGUAUUCGUAUCUUAUAAUUAUAUUAUAGCCUCAUGGGCAGGUAUUGCAUUAUUAAAUGGCUUAAAUAAGCAGUCAAAAUCCACAAGUGAAAUGUGCCAGAAAUUACGACGAAAAUAUCUUACGAUUUGGCUCAAUUAGAAUUAGAUUUGAGCAAGACAAGAAAAAAACUAGAUAAUAAUUAUUAUGUGAUUCAUCUGUUACUAAAUUAAUGUGCCAAAAUUGUACCAAAAUACUUUGUAUAACUAUACAUAAUUCUAUUACCAAUUUAUCAAACCACGAUAAGGGGAAUGAAGAGGAUUUCAUAUAGUUGAUAUAAAAAAAAAUUUCUUCGUAAAAAACGCUAAAACGAACUGGUUUUUUUUGGAAAAAGUUGCACUACGAUACAAAAAAAAAAGAUUAUCAAGAAACUUACUAUGAACAAAAUAGAAAUAAUUUUAAAUACAAAUAUAAAAUAAUUGAAGCAGAGAAAGAUAAUAUAAAAUAAAAUAUAUUAUGUAUACUGACCAGACCAAGCUCAAUAUUUCUAGAGUCUUUACAAAACACACUAAAUUGAAUAAAUAAUAAAGAAAUGAAUAAACAAAUGAAUAAUUGAAUAAUAAAAUAUAUAAAUAAUUAUUGCUAAGUAAAUUAAAUUAUUUAAAAGAUAAAAAAAAAAUUAUCAAAAACUUGUAAAUACUAGCCUAUUAUUUAUUUAUUGAUAUAAGUAAGAGAGAAAGGUCUAAUGGACACAGAGUGCAUUUUAGAUGCUCAUAUUAUAUGUAUACCUCGAUGCAGAUGAAAAAAUAUACAAUAAAGUAAUAACAUUGUUUUCA